This is a messenger RNA of Manduca sexta (tobacco hornworm), 1468 nucleotides long. Its product is annotated as protein bric-a-brac 1-like. The annotation marks the transcript as partial. Gene Ontology annotation, biological process: regulation of transcription by RNA polymerase II. The record is from RefSeq and is a predicted model, not a curated record. Gene Ontology annotation, molecular function: protein binding. NCBI's taxonomy places the organism in Eukaryota, Metazoa, Arthropoda, Insecta, Lepidoptera, Sphingidae. The transcript is spliced from 2 exons. Gene Ontology annotation, cellular component: nucleus.
CAGUAACGCGAACGGCAGCGCGAGCGCGGCCUGUGCGGCUCGUGGCUCGCGGGGCGUGUUCUUGAAGGCGGCGCGCCCUUCCCAUUCGCCAGUGACUGCCGAGUACGGCCCGCCUCCGCCCCGGCCGCCCCGCGCGGUUCGCGUUCGCCGCUCCCGCUCAGUGCUUCGCGAGUCUUCGGCGGCGUCGCACGUGUUGCGAGCUUACAGAACACAUUUAUCACGUUACAGACGCAGUUCCUUCUUACCGGAUAACCGGUCGCGACGUAACGCGGCGGCCGCCGCGUGCUUAUUAAGUUCGGGGUCGUCAACGGACUCGUCUCGCCAAAAAUCAUUUUAUAAAGCGCCACAAGACCUACGGUUUUCAAGAGCCGCCAGAGUUGCCAGAGCCACCGCAUCGUUGUCAAGUACAGACGAAUCAUUUGGAGAAGCAGUUACAUUUAGACCACCAAAGGGCACUCGGCAAUUACCAACAACUGUGUUUUGGGCAACUACAAAGGAAUCGUCCAAGGCAUCAGUACCGUUUAGACCAUCACAAGGGAUACUCCAACUACCAGCCGACAUAACCGCGGGACUUUGGGCAACUUCGGGCGAACCAUUUAGUGAAGCAGUACCAUUUAGAUCACCUCAAGACCAACGCACUUUACCAGCCGCCAGAGCUCCUGAACCCGCCAAAGCUGCCGUUUGGGUGGCAACUUUGGACAAAACUAUAACUGGACCUGCAAUCAUAAAAAUACCAGAGAGCAUACACCAACUAAGGCUUGCCAGGGCUCCCUUAGCGUUCGAAUCUGCCACCCACCGUGCCCCAGCAACCGCCGGCGGUAUGCCGGCAGAGGAGGAGCCCAUCAAUAUGGAAGGCAGAGAGACGCCGCAACAAUUCUGCCUAAGGUGGAACAAUUACCAAAGCAAUUUAACAUCAUGUUUUGACCAGUUACUCCAGACGGAAUUAUUCGUAGAUGUAACUCUGGCGUGUGAGGGCCAAAAAUUAAAAGCGCACAAAUUGGUGCUUUCGGCAUGCAGCCCAUAUUUCCAAGAACUUUUAAUAGAUAACCCGUGUCAACAUCCCAUAAUAAUUAUGAACAAUGACAUUAAAUAUUGCGAUUUAAAGGCGGUAGUAUAUUAUAUGUACCGUGGCGAAAUAAAUGUGUCCGAAGACCAAAUACCUGCGUUGCUGAAGGUGGCUGAGACGCUAAAAAUCCGCGGCCUGACGGACGUAAGCCCCUCGCAGUCAAUGUUGCACGAAGAGGGCCGUACACCCAAAAGGACCAUGACUCGGGAUAAGUCGCCACAACCGGAGCGCACGCGCCGUCGCCUUUCAGAAAACCGCGAGGCGGCCGCUCCUGCCGACCUGUCCGGCUCCCGCGGCGCCUCGCCCGGAGACGCGCCGCCGCCGCCGCCGAUGCCGCCGCUGCCCACCGACGACGCAGACAUCAGGCCCGGCAUCGCGGAAAUGAUUCGGGAGGAGGAGAGG